Messenger RNA from Vicia villosa (hairy vetch), 1450 nucleotides. RefSeq names its product shugoshin-1-like. Bases 94 to 1236 code for a protein of 380 amino acids. Gene Ontology annotation, cellular component: chromosome, centromeric region; nucleus. Gene Ontology annotation, biological process: meiotic sister chromatid segregation; maintenance of meiotic sister chromatid cohesion. NCBI's taxonomy places the organism in Eukaryota, Viridiplantae, Streptophyta, Magnoliopsida, Fabales, Fabaceae. The transcript has 12 exons. The record is from RefSeq and is a predicted model, not a curated record.
AAAUAGGUUCGGAACACCGUUAGUAGCACAUAAUUCAAAUUGACGAUAUCCUUUCGAGUUUCCCUCCCUCCGUUGAAUCGCGACAGACACCGAAUGGAAGGUACCGCCGUCUACCCCGACUCCGAUUUACACCCUCCCGGCGCCAUUUCUGAAACUGGAGGUCAGAAAACGAAAAGAGGAUUAUUUUUGAAGGGAGAUUCUGUUUCUGUCGGUGUCGGAGCUGCUCCGAAGAAAAUUCUGGCUGACAUAACCAACAUGGACCAACAACUACAGCCAAAGCACCAACCUACAACUGAUGUCUCUAUUGACCUGAUUCUCAAGGAAAACGCGACGAUGAGGAAGCUCCUAGUUCAGAGAAAUAAGCUAAUAGAAUCAUAUAAAGUAGAGUAUCAAAAGUAUCAAACCAAUUUUCAGAAACUUCGGAGGCAAAAUUCAGAAUUUGCACUUGCAAAUACUCAAAUGACGCGGGAGAUUAAUUCAAGUAGACAGAUGGUGAGAGAACUUCAACAGGAAUUAGUAAUGAAAAAUGUUACGCUCGAUACAUUGAGAUUAAAAUUGAUGGAAAAUGAUCACAAAGGAAAACUGAAUAUUGACAUUGAUGCAGAUGAGUCAGAUCUAAAGUUUCGAGAGGAUAACAAGGGGAAAGCGAAAAGGAAGAGAGUAUCCAGAUGUCAAUCUUCUGCACCUGAUGUUGUUAAACAAGUCAAAUCUAUAGAAAAGGUUGAUACUCAGAGGGAUUCUGCAAGGCGAAAAUCUGCAGGGUUGAAAGCUGGAAAAUUAGGAUCAACAGAAGACUCACAUGAAACAAAAUAUGAUGCCUCGCAACCACUAGAAAAUCUGGCAAACGAGAAUGAAUCAACAUCAUUAGGAUCCAAUGAUGUAGUGAGACAAGAUACUGAAUCCUUGGGACCUACUAACACUCAACAAGUUCUUGCCAAAAGGAAUACUGAAAAUAAGAGGCAUAGUUCGAGAAGGCAAUCUGCUCUGUUCAAACAUGUGAAUCCAGAACCAGCUGAAGACUUCUUUGAUAUAGACGAUCCAAAAUUUGAAGUCUCCAAUUUAUGUGAUAACUUGUCUGAAAGUCUUCCUACAGUAUCAAGCCGCACUUCAGAAAACUGUCCACUUGAUCCUCAUGAAAGAAGAUCAUCUAUUGGCCGGCCUUCGCGUCGAUCAGCUCUGAAGGUUGUUUCCUACAAGGAGGCUCCAAUUAAUGUGAAGAUGCGUAGAGAUAAUUGAGUCAGUUUCCUAUAAAGUUUUGACUGUAAUGUCAAUUGUAGAGAAGAAUGAAAUGGAAAUCCAAAAAGCCUGAUGAUGUGACCUACUUCCCUGAUGCUACAGUGCAUGCUGGUAGGGAAUAUUUUGAUUUGUUGAAUAGCUUAUUGUUUAGGACUCUGCAUAUUUGAAACUGAUGUUUUAUUAUAGGCAAUUUUAUAUGAUAAUAUUUGACCCA